Messenger RNA from Mus caroli (Ryukyu mouse), 3689 nucleotides. The record is from RefSeq and is a predicted model, not a curated record. Lineage: Eukaryota; Metazoa; Chordata; Mammalia; Rodentia; Muridae.
CCGGCCCGGCCGGUCCGCGGCGGGGGGCGUCUCCUGCGCUCCCUCCAGGGGAGAAGCCGCGGCCUGAGGCCUGCCUGGGCACUCCCGAUGCGGGGCAGAUGCUCACAGCCCUGCGUGCUUUCCUGCUGGCUGCCUAUGUACGUCGCGCUUAAUUUAUUACUAUUAUUGUCCUGUUACGGGAUGUCUUCUGGACAGACCAAUUGCGGGAUGGACGUGGUGAGAACUGAACCUAAGCAAAGCUGCGGGUCGUGGUGAUGUCGGAAUGCAUCACCUCGCGGGGGGUGUCGGUGCACGAAGCCUCCUCUCCCAGUCUGUUUUAGUUACUCCAUGGAUUCCUUUGAGCAACUCAGACCAGAAGAUGACCAGUCAGUAGUGAGCAGAAUGCAGAAGAAAUACUGGAGAACUAAACAAGUCUUUAUCAAAGCAACAGGAAAGAAGGAGGACGAGCAUGUGGUUGCAUCCGAUGCAGAACUGGACGCUAAACUGGAGGUUUUUCACUCCAUCCAGGAGACAUGCCAUGAACUUGUGAAGAUAGUUGAGAAAUACCAGCUAAGACUCAACGUCAUAUCAGAGGAAGAAAAUGAACUAGGACUCUUUUUAAAGUUUCAAGCAGAGCGGGAUGCGACUCAGGCUGGUGAAAUGAUGGAUGCCGCUGGCAAGGCCCUCUGUUCUUCAGCCAAGCAAAGAUUGGCCUUGUGUACUCCCCUGUCUCGUCUUAAGCAAGAAGUGGCAACAUUCAGUCAGAGGGCCAUUUCUGACACCUUGGUGACCAUUAACCGCAUGGAGCGGGCCCGCACAGAGUACAGAGGAGCCCUGCUGUGGAUGAAAGAUGCAUCGCAGGAACUCGACCCAGACACCUUCAAACAAAUGGAAAAGUUUAGAAAAAUACAGAAUCAAGUGAGAAACAGCAAGGAUUCUUUUGACAAGCUGAAGAAGGAUGUCUGUCAGAAAGUGGACUUGCUGGGGGCUAGUCGCUGCAAUAUGCUGUCUCACUCACUCACUACCUACCAGAGAACACUGCUUGGGUUCUGGGAGAAAACAGCUCAGAUGAUGACCCAAAUCCAAGAGGCCUGCGCUGGCUUUCAUCCCUACGACUUCCUGGCUCUCAAGCGACUACAAGACACUCCAGGAAAUCUCACUGCAGACUGCACAGAGGGACAAACAGAAGGCAGUUGUCUCACUACAGACCUCAAUAAGCUGGCCUUGAACUCAGAAAUCCGCCGUUUCUGUUCUCAACCAGCAGUUGCAAGAGCUCUGCCUAGAGACUCACUAGAAGGAGAUGAUUUUGAGAAGGAAUUCUCAUUUCUGAACAGCCUCCUAAGCCCCACUUCUUCAAGUGCUAGUGAGUUUACACAGGAAUGCCAGCCCACGUGUGGGAGCCCCAGCACUGGCCUCACAUCCCAGGAACCUUCAGUAGGACCCGGGUCUCUCACUUCCUCCUCACAGUUCCUUCCUUCACAGCUCUUUGACCUUGGCCUUCACGCUGAUGGAGCUUUCAACACCCCCAACAAUGGUAACCAAGACAUGUCAGCCUGGUUCAAUCUAUUUGCAGACUUGGGUCCGCUCUCAAACCCAGAUGCCAUUGGACACUCAGAUGACGAGCUUCUGAAUGCCUGAUUGAUGUCAUGGUGACUGAUGUCACAGGUUCAGGGGUCUUGAGGCGCCAACCGUGCAACAUUUACCUUUCUGAAGAGAAGUUCCCACUGUGACCUCACACAGAAGCGUGUAUCCAAGAGAGAAGUCUGCCAGCCAACUCUAGUCAGAGUGGUGGAGCAGACUGUUGUACGUGGAUAAUUUUACAAACUCUUGAGUCUGCAGUACUGAGAAACCAGAUUUAUGUCUGAAUCACAGAAGCAUGGUGUAUUUCUUUGGAAGGCGUUUUGUACUUGUUACUUUGCUGUAAGGGGAUAAAAAGUAGGAUAUAAAGUGGCUAUAGUUUGGGGUUUUUCCUUGGUAGUGUCGGGUGUUUUCUGUUGUGGAGAACAGCACUAGAUGUAGAAAGUUUCUCCUCAAGUACAACAUGGAACAAGAUUAGACAACUGUCUGUUUUACUGAAAUCAGAGAAACGUGUUUGCUUUUCUGUAUCUGGAAACUAAAUGCAAUGUUACCUUUCAUACGCAAUCAUGGAUACACUUAGUUCCAUCAUCAAAUUUUCAUGGGGAAGAUAGCAGGAUGUAAAAUCCAUUGUUUGUAGAAAUGGGAAAAGGAAUCUACAAGGCCUGUUUUCACAAACUGUGGCAGCGCAGAACAAUGAGGACCAGCACUGCCAGCCUGAGGAGCAACCUUGCUGAAACCUGCAGAAACUUCUAUGUGAACAGCAAGACUUCUGAACACCUACCUGUCUUUACUGCUGUAUUCUAACUCAUCACAUGCUUUAACGCAGAAGGCUGGCAGACAUGGAAAAUUCCAGACAGUUAAGGAGCAUCCCAGGUUCGUCCUGAAGGUCUAACUUUCACGGUGCCUUCUGAUUGCUAAGCAAAAGCUACCGGCAGAGGACAUAGUUUGGAGGGAAGGCAGUGGCAGUUGGGUGAGCUGGAGAAAUCGGCUCAUGGAUUGCCGCUCGCUCACUUCCUGUCCUUUCUUGUCCACCCUUUAAUUUAGGGGUGGUUUCCCAUGUGUUCUGUCAUCCAGUCCACUGUGACUGAUGUCCCACAAGGGACAUUUUAAUUAAGUUGUUUAUUGUGGUUUUUAUGGGCUUCUAGUUAUUAGCAGGUUGAUUCAGGUUGAAAUUCCACGUAAUGUCCAAGUCAUGGUAUAUAUAGUGAGCUAUUUUUAAGGAGUAAACCAGAGUGGGUGAAUGCUAUCCACUCCACACGCCCAGCAACCUGGCCUAACCCUGUGAACUGCCCCUGUGGUCUCUCAAAAGCCAGUUUCAGGUCACUGGUGCAUGGGCUGCAGAUUCACUUGAGGGUCAAAAACAAAUUCAGACUUGUUCCUGACUAUCUUAGCCUUAAGGAACUAUUAUCUCUUCAGAAGCACUUUCCGUCUGUUGAGUUAACAUUUCCAGUACACGGAACUGCCACUGUGCUGCCAAGAUUUAUCACCAGGAUUACUAUUACGAAUCACAGUCUAAGGCCAGUGCCAGAGCAACCACAGCCAUCAACCUCAAGAAAUGAUAGCGUAGGUCGUCUGUGCUACACUUCUUUGUGAGGAUAUUCCUCCAGUGAGUUAGUUCACAGUUGCGAAAAUACAGUCAGAGCACUUACCAGAAAGACAGAUGCGGGGAAGGCACACAUUAUCCUAGGAACAACUUUCUCAAAGUGGGCAUCUUUUAUACGGAGCGGGGAAACACCUAUAUCCUACUUUAUUUUAUCCCAGAUAGCUCUUCACACAAAGUGAGACAAGCUCCAGCACGCCACCUGCCUUCUUCUCAAGAGAUGCAAGAAUGGAAGGCCAUGCUAUCACGUGUAAUUUGUAUUUUCUGAGAUUUUAAUUAUACAAUAUAGCUCUAAUAUCAUUAGAAACAAAUUGUAUUUCAAAAAAUUAGAUUUCAUUAUUUACACAUUGAAAGGAAAUAUAUUUCCACUCUGAAUAUUCACUUCACAUUACUAUUGUUCUGGAUCUUUAUCUCAUGCUUCCUAUCUCAUAGGUCUAGAAAUAUACAGAGCUUACAGCAUUAGGAUGCUAGUUCAAGUGUGCUCUCGCUCUCUCUUGAGCAUCUACUAAUAAAGACUACAGAUGGCAUAAAG